AUGGCAAGUGUGAAGGAUACCGUCAAGGAGACAUUGGUCGGCAGCUCUGAGGAGCCUCAGAUGUCGCACCAGGCCCGCUUCAACUUCCAUCGUCAUGCCCAGAAGGAUGAGAACGGAGAGCAGUUCAUGACUGAGGAUGACUUCGUCAAUGCUAUUGCCCCCAAGCAUGAGGACUAUCACAAAAUCAAGCGCGAGCAGUAUGGCAUCCUCUUCCGAGUGGCAGACCGACGGAGAACCGGCAAACUGAACCUGACCGACUGGGCGACCUUCGAGAACCUCCUUACAAAACCCGAUGCGGAGUACGAGAUCGCGUUCCGCCUGUUCGACCUCGAUGGCACGGGAACUGUCAAGUUUGAGAACGUAAAGGGCUUGUACAGCUCGACCAAGAGCCCCGACAGCAUCCCCUUCGACUGGAACUCAGAAUGGGCCUCGCUGUACGCCGGCCGCACCAAGACCCGCCACGACAUGACCUACCCACAAUUCUGCCAGAUGCUGCGCGGUUUGCAGGGUGAGCGCAUUCGCCAAGCUUUCCACGUUUUCGACAAGGAUGGCGAUGGUUAUAUCGAGCCUGAGGAUUUCCAGCGCAUCAUUCUGGAGACCUCGAAGCACAAGCUGUCCGACCAUGUGCUUGACAACCUGCCCACCCUGUGCAACAUCGCGACCACCAACAAAAUCUCCUACGCCACCGUCCGUGCUUUCCAGAACAUUAUGCGCGAGAUGGAUAUCAUCGACGUGAUCGUGCGCGAGGCCACCAAGAAGAGCAGCGAUGGCAAGAUCACCCGCUCCGACUUCCUGAACGAGGCCACUCGGGUCACGCGCUUCUCUCUGUUCACCCCCAUGGAGGCUGACAUUCUGUUCCAUUUCGCCGGUCUGGAUGCGCCGUCGGGACGUCUCGCUCAGAAGGAUUUCGCCAAGGUCAUUGACGCUUCGUGGCGUGUCCCCGUUGCCCUUGCGGGCCAGGCUGUGUCUGGUGUUCAGGAGAAGGCCAAGGGUGCCCUCCACAGUGUGUUGGAGUCGGCGCACCACUUCGCUCUGGGCAGUGUUGCUGGUGCUUUCGGUGCCUUCAUGGUGUACCCGAUCGAUCUGGUGAAGACUCGUAUGCAGAACCAGCGAUCUAGCCGCCCGGGUGAGAGACUGUACAACAACUCCGUUGACUGCGCCAAGAAGGUCAUCAGGAACGAGGGUUUCAAAGGCCUGUACUCCGGUGUGAUCCCGCAGCUGAUCGGCGUGGCUCCUGAGAAGGCCAUCAAGCUCACGGUCAACGAUCUUGUCCGUGGCAUCUUCACCGACAAGGACACCGGUAAGAUCAAGUAUGCCCAUGAGCUCCUUGCUGGUGGUGCUGCUGGUGGUUGUCAAGUUGUUUUCACCAACCCUCUGGAGAUUGUCAAGAUUCGUCUCCAGGUCCAGGGUGAGAUUGCUAAAAAUGUGGAGGGUGCUCCUCGCCGCUCUGCUCUCUGGAUUGUGAAGAACCUGGGUCUUGUUGGCUUGUACAAGGGCGCUAGUGCUUGUCUGCUGCGUGAUGUUCCUUUCUCCGCAAUCUACUUCCCCACAUAUGCUCAUCUGAAGAGUGACAUGUUCGGCGAAACCGCCACCAACAAGCUCGGCGUGGUCCAGCUUCUUACUGCCGGUGCUAUCGCCGGUAUGCCCGCUGCCUACCUGACUACCCCCUGCGACGUGAUCAAGACCCGUCUGCAGGUCGAAGCCCGCAAGGGUGAUACCAAGUACACCGGUCUCCGUCACUGUGCUGCAACCGUGUGGAAGGAAGAGGGUCUCAAGGCCUUCUUCAAGGGUGGCCCUGCGCGUAUUUUGCGGUCUUCGCCGCAGUUCGGCUUCACACUGGCCGCUUACGAGGUUCUUCAGAAGGCGCUGCCCAUGCCUGGCACGCAGGCUGAUGAGACCCCCAGCGGUCAUGUCGAGCCUGGCGUUGGUCUGACUCAGGCCAAGGCUCCCCUCCCUUACCUCCGGUCAAGGAACGCUCUCAAGCUCAUCCUUGACCUGGAUCAAAACAUCGGCCGGGUGCAGGUCCCUCGGGCGGAGAACUGGCCCAAAUUCCUCCAGGGAAGCUCCAAGCAGUGAUUUCAUCUUAGUUCCAUAGCGAUUUGAGUCUCAUUUUUUGAUCCUUGCCCAUUUGUCUUUUUCUUUGCUCGGUUUUUAGCAUCGGAUCUCUUUGGGUUUCUCAUUCCUGAUCCCUCUGCCCUGUCAUCUCUUUCCC
This is a messenger RNA of Penicillium cinerascens, 2212 nucleotides long. Its product is annotated as citrin. Gene Ontology annotation, molecular function: L-glutamate transmembrane transporter activity; calcium ion binding; L-aspartate transmembrane transporter activity. The transcript is spliced from 4 exons. Lineage: Eukaryota; Fungi; Ascomycota; Eurotiomycetes; Eurotiales; Aspergillaceae. Gene Ontology annotation, biological process: aspartate transmembrane transport; L-glutamate transmembrane transport; malate-aspartate shuttle. Bases 1 to 2076 code for a protein of 691 amino acids. The record is from RefSeq and is a predicted model, not a curated record.